AUGGAGCUGUUAGGCAUAUGCUACCGCUCUGGCUGCUCUACCCAGCACCUUAAUGCAGUUCUACUUGUAUUACUGUUGACUUACGGCUAUCGUGAUGUAUACCCUCUAGCGACCUUCACUCGAAUUCCCCAAGAUCUCCACGAAGGUUGGCUUCUGUGGGCAAAGAUUGCACUUCUCAUAAUCGUGGGACUUGUCGUUCCACUGCUGACAUCCCUCAGAGUAUAUUCCAAUCCUCUGGUGUAUCUGGCCUACCGUGACCCUGCAUCUGUUCCUGAAAAGCUUCCCCCUUUGGCCUAUACUCUUUCGUCCAAAGUGCAAGUCAGGAAUGCCUUCCCAUUUCUAGACCCUUUCUCUGGCGACCGAGAUUAUAGUCUCCUCCAUGGUCUCUUGAAGUACCACCAAAGGACUGCUGUUCAGUUGACGCUGCUUCAGGUCGUUAAGACGCUUCUCACAUUUGUGGCACCCAUUGGUAUCAACCGCCUCCUACACUAUUUGGAAACCGGAGGGGAUGGCGCGGUUAUCCGUCCGUGGGUUUGGAUUUCGUGGCUUUUUAUGGGCCCUUUCCUCCGGUCUUUAAUGAUGGAGUGUUUCUUCUUUUCCGUUGGAAUCCUCACGCAACUCAUAUUCAAGCAUGCUCUUCGUAUCCGACUCGAUCUGGAGAGUCAGAAAACGGCCAAGUCAAACAUCAUAGGCAGGAUCAAUACGUUGGCGACAGCCGAUGUGGGGAGUAUUACCGAGCCGUCUUUACCGAUGUAUCUAUACGAGGUUUUGUGGGCUCCCAUCAACCUGCUCUUAACCAUCGGAUUUCUAUAUAGUAUUUUGGAUCGGAGUGCGCUGGUAGGACUUGUUAUAAUGCUCAUAUGUAUUCCUGUACCAGGUUACCUGUCACGGAUGAUGCGAGAUGUUCAGAGGAAGAGGAUGAAAAAGGUAUUUACUCAAUUUUAUGCUAUGCCGAUGUUGAGGAUGAUCAAAUUGUUUGGCUGGGAACCCAAAAUGAAAGAUCAGAUUGACGAAAGAAGGGUUGACGAGUUAACAUACGUUCGAUGGAACAAAAUUCUGGUCUUGCUGACUGCCCAUGUGAACUUUCUAAUCCCACUUCUUACAAUGAUUGCAACCUACGCAACAUUCGUGCCCGCUAUAGUAUUCUCUUCAAUUACAGUGUUCGAAAUUCUGCGACAAAAGUUCCGUCUAGUCGUCAACGGCAUCCCGCCCAUAGUACAAGCCAAGGUGUCCCUGGAUCGAGUAAACAGAUUUCUCCGCCGUACCGAACUCUUGGAUACAUUCUCCACAAACAACGUCGCCGUCAAUGCCGCUCAUGAUAAGUUAGGCUUUAGGAACGCUGAAUUUGUCUGGUCGAGUGAAAGUAGACGCGACUUCAAGCUGCGAAUAGAGGGCAACCUGUUCUUCGACACUGGCAUUAACAUCAUCGUCGGCCCUACAGGAGUUGGGGAAAUGCAUUUCGUUACGCCGGGUCCUGAUUCAUGGUUCCAUUUACCUCGUGAAAAUGGCGUGGCGUAUGCUGCUCAGGAGUCCUGGGUUCAAAGUGAUUCCAUUAGGAAAAACAUCCUUUUCGGGUCGCCCUAUGAGGAAGACCGCUAUAAUAAAGUUCUUGAUCAAUGUGCAUUACUACCUGAUCUUGCUCUCUUUGAGGCCGGAGACAGAACGGAAGUUGGAGAAAAAGGUUUGACGUUAAGGGUAAAACUCGAUUUUGUACAGGCACGGGUUACGCUUGCAAGGGCAGUCUAUUCUCGAGCCAAGGUUUUACUCUUGGACGACGUACUUGCUGCACUGGACGUUCAUACAGCGAAGUGGAUUGUUAAUCGAUGCCUGAAUGGCGACUUAGUUGCCGGAAGGACCGUUCUCCUCGCUACACAUAACCUUGCUCUGACACGUCCGCUGGCUCAAUCGGUCACUCUGAUCAAAUUGGAUGGAUCUAUUUUGCAUGGAUCAGUGGACAAUGUUCUGGGUGUAAAUCCCACGUUAGACGCUGAAAUAUCGGAGGAAGAGGCUCUAGAAAGUUCGAAACAAGACGCAGAUGAUACCCAACUCAAUAUUGCCGAACCUUCAGGAAAGCUGAGCACGACAGAAGAAAUCGAAGAAGGUCAUGUACAAUGGGCAGCCUUCAAGCUUUUCCUGGGAAAUCUGAGCGGACAUGUCGUGGCUUUCUGGCUGACGUUGAUCGGAUCUAUUGCGCUGAAUGCAGGCGUUGCAGCAUUCCAGUCCUGGUUCUUAGGCUAUUGGUCCACUCAAUAUCAACUGCGUGAUCCAUCUGACGUGCCAGCGUCGUUCUACCUGACCGUAUACGCGCUCCUUUCCUUAUUGUGCAUAUUUUGUUACUCGGCCGGAUAUACGAUCUUUACUUUCGGCUCUCUAAGAGCAGGAAGACUCAUACAUCAGUCUCUAAUUGAGUCUGUUCUUGGUACAACAUUACGAUGGCUGGAUACAACACCGACAGCACGCGUAAUUGCACGUACAACUGUGGACAUAAAGGCUGUCGACAACAGCGUCCCUUUCGCAAUUUACCGCUUAACGGAGUUAAAUUUACAGCUCAUCAUUCAAUUUGGAUCUAUCAUUUUCUUCAGCCCUGCUUUUUUCUUUCCGGGCGUUGUGAUGACAUGUCUUGGUGGCGUGUUCGGACAGUUGUACAUGAAGGCCCAGUUACCGGUUAAGCGAUGCAAUGCGAAUGCGAAAUCCCCACUCCUUGGCCACUUCGGCGCGGCUAUUUCGGGACUCGUCUCAAUCAGAGCAUACGGCGCUCAAGAAAGUUAUUUUCAAGAGUCCAUGCGUCGUAUCGAUGCCUAUGUUAGAUCGACGACCACUUUCUACGAUCUCCAUAGAUGGAUAGCUAUACGAACAGAUGCGUUGGCAGGGAUGUUCACGUCGUCUCUGGCUAUUUAUCUGGUUUAUGGCAGAGGGUCUAGCAUGAGCGCGGCUAACACGGGUUUUUCACUUGCCACAGCUGGUAAAGCACCCUCAACGAUUGAAGUUUCAUUCAGCUCGAUGAUUCUCGUAUGGGUGAGGAUAUUCAAUGCGGUGGAAUUGCAUGGCAACCUGGAACGGAUUCUCCGUUAUAUCAGAACGGAGCAAGAGCCUAAAGCUUCUGCAAUAGGCGUCCCUCCGGCGUAUUGGCCAAGCAGUGGGAAUCUACGUGUCGAGAACCUAUCUGCAAUGUAUACGCUUGAUGGUCCCAAAGUUCUACACAACUUGUCGUUUGAGAUAAAAUCAGGUGAACGUGUUGGAAUAGUGGGACGUACAGGUUCCGGAAAGAGCUCACUGACCCUCUCUCUUCUGCGAUGUAUUCCGACGGUGGGGGAGGUGUACUACGAUGAUCUCCCAACCAGUAAAAUGAAUCUUGAUGCGUUACGAUCCAGCAUCACAAUCAUCCCUCAGAUGCCCGAGUUACUUAGCGGCACACUGCGUUACAAUCUCGACCCGUUCUCCCAGCAUGAUGAUUCAACCUUGAACGACGCAUUGCGCUCAGCUGGUCUUUUUUCUUUGCAAGAAGAAAAUGACGAGAACAAGAUCAAUUUGGAUACUAAUAUCUCUAGCGGAGGAGGCAACCUAUCGGUGGGCCAACGUCAAAUGUUAGCUUUGGCGAGAGCCAUUGUUAGAAGGAGCAAGUUGCUCAUAUUGGAUGAAGACUACAAGACCGACGCGAUAAUUCAGAAAACGCUCAGAGAAGAGCUGAAGGAUAUCACGCUAAUCACGGUCGCCCAUCGCCUCCAGACUAUCAUGGACUUUGACAAGAUCGUUGAAUUCGAUACACCGCGAGUGCUCCUAAAUUCAGAGAAGGGAUGGUUUCGUAGGCUUGUAGAUAAGAGCUUGGACCGUAGUGCUUUAUACGCUGCUGCCGGCGCUUAG
Desarmillaria tabescens is the source of this 3861-nucleotide messenger RNA. RefSeq names its product P-loop containing nucleoside triphosphate hydrolase protein. Gene Ontology annotation, biological process: transmembrane transport. Gene Ontology annotation, molecular function: ABC-type transporter activity; ATP hydrolysis activity; ATP binding. NCBI's taxonomy places the organism in Eukaryota, Fungi, Basidiomycota, Agaricomycetes, Agaricales, Physalacriaceae. The transcript is spliced from 34 exons. Gene Ontology annotation, cellular component: membrane. Bases 1 to 3861 code for a protein of 1286 amino acids. The record is from RefSeq and is a predicted model, not a curated record.